AUAUCUAUGGCAGCAACCAAGAGGCUUGAAUUUUCGAGCUCUCCCUGUAGAUUUUGCAGUGGCGCAGUGUCCACAUGAGUGAUAGAACUCUGAGCCAAUCACGGUGCAACUAGAGUACAUUACUAACCCCUAUGCUCUGUAUUUUCCACUGGCUGCCUCAUCACCACCACAGAAAGCACUAAGCUAGGCUAAAACACCUGCAUUUUGGAGAUGCCUUUCUCAAGAAUGGAAAAAAGAGACCAUAUUUGUAUGCAACUUUAUUAACUCAAAGAUUUGCAUAACCUGCCCUGAAUUCACUGUACAUAUGGCAUGGCAAUGAUUGUUAGGAGAGUUGGCACAUGCAGAUCUGGGAUCAGGCGAUCCAGUGGCCAGCUCUGACACACAUUACACCUCAGGCAGUAGCAGCCAGUCACACAAGCCAGAUGUCAAAGUGACUUUACACAUUACGGAACCAACUACCUGUAAUGAUGGGCAGAAAUGUCUGUCAGGUUAAUAAGUAGCCAUGGCAACCUUUGCUCCCAUUUGGCACUCCUAAGUCAGACCUCAAACAAGCACCAAGGUGUUCUGUUCUAGGACUCCUGUACCGAAUUCUUCUGGAGAAGUUCCAUUGACAAAGAUAAUAGAGGGAGGUAUGCUGAGGUAGAAGAAGUCAAAGAUAUUCUGGCAGAUCAAGGGAGCCCUCUGCUCCAGGACCAAGAGGUCUUAUCCUUCACCAACUAUCCCAGCAUGCAAUACCCCUCGGUGGAGCCCACCAUGUCCUCCCCUCCAUACUACUCCAAUCAGAAUUACUACCCCCAAUACAGCGUUGAGGAGUGGUACUCACCCACAGAGAUGUAUGAACUGAGGAAAGAACCCCUGGAGGGUAGCUACGAUGUUGAAAUGGAAGAGGCAUCCGCCAUAGUGCCUGCGGUGUGCAAGAGGACCAGGCACACUUCCCAUGCAGGCAGGGUCAAAGGGGAGGAGCUGUGUGUGGUGUGUGGGGACAAGGCAUCUGGGUACCACUAUAACGCUCUCACCUGUGAGGGGUGUAAAGGCUUCUUCAGACGGAGCAUCACAAAGAACGCCGUUUACAAGUGCAAGAGUAAAGGGACCUGUGAGAUGGACAUGUACAUGCGCAGGAAGUGCCAGGAGUGUCGUCUCCGGAAGUGCAAGGAGAUGGGCAUGCUGGCAGAAUGUCUGCUGACAGAGAUCCAGUGUAAGUCUAAAAGGCUGAGGAAAAACACCAAGGCCUCACCAGGAGAGUCCACUUGGGACGAGACAGAGGGGGGAGACAACGGAGACAGCAAGCAGGUCACUUCCACCACCAAACUGUCAAAGGAGAAGAUUGAGCUCAGUCAAGAGCAGCAGGCUAUUUUGAGCUUCAUCGUAGGAGCUUACCAGAAACAUCGAAUCCCUCAAGACAUGGCCAAAAAACUGCUACAGGAGUAUUUCAAUGCAGAUGAGAACUUCCUCCUUUUGACAGAGAUGGCCACCAGUCAUGUUCAAGUGCUGGUGGAGUUUACCAAAAACAUUCCAGGUUUCUCUGCCCUGGACCAUGAGGAUCAGAUAGCUCUGUUAAAGGGCUCGGCAGUGGAGGCCAUGUUCCUGCGCUCAGCACAGGUGUUUACCAGGAAGCUACCCCAUGGACAUACAGAGGUGCUGGAGGACAGGAUACGUAAGAGUGGAAUAUCAGAGGCGUUCAUUACACCCAUGUUCAACUUCUACAAAAGCAUCGGGGAACUCCAGAUGAUGCCGGAAGAACACGCCCUUCUCACCGCCAUUACCAUCCUGUCACCAGACCGGCCAUACCUGAAAGACCAGCAGGCAGUGGAGAGGCUGCAGGAGCCUAUGCUGGAGUUGCUCAGGAGGUUCUGUGCAAUGCAGCACCCGCUGGAGCCCCAGCACUUUGCCCGUCUCCUGGGACGUCUGACCGAACUGCGAACCCUCAAUCACCACCACGCCGAGAUGCUUACCUCUUGGCGCAUGAGCGACCACAAGUUCACCCCCCUCCUCUGUGAGAUCUGGGACGUACAGUGAAUGAUACAUAGAGGCUGCAUCGAUGGAUGGAUGAAUGGGGGAGAGGAGAGGACAAACAUUUCAACCUGACGCCUACCAUUUCAGAAGCUGCAACCAUUUCGAAACCUGAACAUCGAACCAUUUCAGAAUUUAUGACUGCGAUGCAAUAAGACAUGACACCGCUUUCAGAUGUUGGAAAUUGAUAUUGUGUAGGCUUUGCUCAGGUGUUCUGUGAGCCUUUGUGAUGUUCUACUUGAAUGUGACCCCCCGUUGCAGACCAAAGAAACUUGGAGACAUUAUUUAAAGAAAAGAUCUCCCAACGGGAUAAUGGACUUAUAUUGUCAAGUUUGCCAGAUUUUGUAGAAAGUAAUCUGAUAACACCCCUAGUAUUGGCAAAUCAUCUUCUGACUAAUACACUUGUAGUCAUGAUAUUGUUUGGACCCAGCCACAGGAGUUUGGACUGGAUCAGUUUGACAUACGAUCUCUCUUGUGGUUUAUAAAUAUACUGAACAAAAAUACACUGCUCAAAAAAA
Molecule: messenger RNA, 2528 nt
Organism: Oncorhynchus mykiss (rainbow trout)
Lineage: Eukaryota; Metazoa; Chordata; Actinopteri; Salmoniformes; Salmonidae
Product: bile acid receptor
Biological process (GO): positive regulation of transcription by RNA polymerase II; negative regulation of inflammatory response; negative regulation of transcription by RNA polymerase II
Cellular component (GO): RNA polymerase II transcription regulator complex
Molecular function (GO): zinc ion binding; nuclear receptor activity; bile acid binding
Source: RefSeq, a predicted model, not a curated record